Messenger RNA from Dermacentor albipictus, 6109 nucleotides. Its product is annotated as dentin sialophosphoprotein-like. NCBI's taxonomy places the organism in Eukaryota, Metazoa, Arthropoda, Arachnida, Ixodida, Ixodidae. The record is from RefSeq and is a predicted model, not a curated record.
UUUUUUCCAUUCCGUCUCGGCGGCGAAUGAAAGUCCCCUCAUUGCCGGUCGUGCACGCGCCGCCGGCCACGCUGACGCUUUUGCCGCGCACCGGACCGGUCGCCUGCAGCGAGCGAACUUCGUGCGCGGCCCCCGAGCAGCGGCGCGCGAGAGUGCACCGCGAAAGGUUGCAGCGACGUGCCGCCGGACCGCUGGCGGGAGGAACGGUUGUCCCCCCUCUUGGCUCGACUCUUCACAGUGUGUGCUUGUGGGCGGGUGCCCGUCGGUGAACGUGCGCGUCCGACCGCAGCCUGAAGGCACUCGCUUUUGACAUCUAAUCGCCAGCCACGAGUGUGCACCAAGAACCUGGAUUCAGUGGAAGUCGUAGCCGUUAGCAACGCCACUGCUCACGUCGCUGCAAGCCCGAGGAGAGGACACUGCCGCUGGAGAGGCCAAUGACCAACACUGCCAGCAACCUGUAGGUUGGACGUGUGUGUGUCAGGGCAACUUGUUCCGUUGACUGGGUCUGCCGUGUGGGCAAGUGGUGACUGCAAAUGUGCGUUUGGGCCCUCGGCUAGCCCCGGUGCCAGGUUCCGACCACUAUACUGCGCACUUGGAAACGAAGUCGUCAGUACACGAGUUGCCUCUGAGGCUAAGGAGCUGGAGGGUUCCGCCCGCUGUCAUCGAGUGGCGCAAAGAAGCUAAGAUUGACGCACGAAGUCCUUUCGCCUUUACGCGCGUGCUGUCGGAACUCCCCCAAAAGAUCGGUACAAUUUGCGUACACGACGGACCCCGGCGAAGCAGUGAUUGAUCGAUGGACACGCAUCAGUGCGCGUAAGUUGUCAUCGCUCCCGGACGAAGGAAAAAUAGAAGCGCCACGUGACAGCGGCGGCUACUGUUGUGGCAUGGUCGUGGUUUGACAGACCGCUGGCACCGCUCCCAGCGCGGCGGCUACAGGCGCGCCGUCAACGUGUAUCGCGCCAACGAGGGACACCGGCGAUUUUCACCCGGCGGCCGCUGGAUUUGGCGCCCAACCGAAACCGCCGUCCUCACCCCUUUCGACUUUCCGGGAAGGAUCGAGGUCUGAUUGCGUCGAAAUUCAAAGCAACCGUAAUGCGGUCGGCCUCCAAGCAUAACCUCCGGCAGAACGGACCGUCGUUUUCUUGGACAAAGCCAUGCUGAAACUGCUGCUCAAUCACUGGCAAGAGUCGUACCACAAGGCUCCGACCAGGGUUACCAGCGAGGACCCGUUGCUCUGCACGGACCUCGCCAAGACUCGACCGAACGAGGAGUUCCUCGUGUCUAGGGUGAACCCGGUCUUCGUAGACUCUAGCAGCGACGUUUCACCAAGCAGCACAAUCAACAAACCAUCGACGUCCACCAAGACUACUGCUGACGUCCACAGCUCGCAGGACGGCGAUAACGAAGCCCCGUCGACGUCCACGGAGCCUCCGAAACCGCCUGAUCCACUGAGAGGGGCCGCUGAAUCAGCUUCCACGUCAGCUGUUGCAGAAACGAAUUCUAACUCCGAAGCUUCUUCGAAGAUAGACGCGACAGAUUCCGAAGUUGUAGUGACAGCUGACAGUGAUCAAAAGCCGAGCGAGUCGCAGCCUUCGGAAGGCGACUCACCAAAGGACUCACUGGAGACUGACAGGUCCUCUUCACCGAAGCCCUUGGUGGAGCUUCGCGGGUGGCAAGAGAACAAGCCGGAGGACAGAGUGCUCGACCGCUUGAGGAGUUCGGGAAGGGCGUCACUCAUCACGAAGGAAAAACUCAACCUUGUAGAGAAAGUGAUCGCCGAGAGACUCGGUAGGAGGAUUCCGGAGCCCGGCAUACGUAAGACGAUCGAACUCCUCAGGAACGAGUCAGCACCACCGUCCCCGCAACAGACGCUUCUACCAGCUGCAAAGAGAGACCAGGUCGAGGCAGCCCCUGAGCAACCUUCCACGUCAGCAGCGCCUCCGGAACCGUCUCCUACAAGUAGCGGUGACAGGCAGGAAAGUCCCGUGCCAUCUGUGACACCUCCGCCGCAGGCUUCAACGGAGGAGAUAGCGUCUGUUGUCGACGGCAGCGUCCAAGCCGAAGCAAGCAAGACACCCGAAGCCCCUUCUGAAGCGGGAUCCUCAGUGGCGUCAGCGUCUGCGCCCAAGGACGAGAGCUCGGAAACAGUCAGCAUGCCCAAAAUCGAGGACGCCCACUCAGACUCCAUGACGGAUUCGUCCAACAGCAAAAAGGAGGAACGCAAGACCGGCAAGUCUUCCGGUCCGUCCACAUCGGAGGACAGCGGCAUCACGCGAGGCGACCAAGUCUACUCGGAAUCGGGCCGACGCAAGGUUUCGACAAAGUCUGACUCCUCGGACCAGAGCAGCUCCGAGGAUAGUAGAGGAAAGCGCCACCGCCGAAUUAAGAAGGACUCGUCCCGGGAUAGCACGAAGAAGCGCCACAAGUCGGCCUACAAGUCUCGCUGCAGCUUCUGCAGCAAGACAGCCAAGAGGUCCCACCAGAAGAAUGGCCGCAAGCACAAGCACCGGAGCGUGACCGAGUCCGGCCUCGUGUCAGGCUCCGGCUCGCUGUCGGACCUGGCCUUCGAGCACCCGUGGCUGAGCGACAGCUGCACCGCCCUUUGCCGCCAGAAGCGGUCCUCCAUCACGUGCAUGGAGAGCUGCAGGGACUACCCCUGCGAGGACUUCCACAACGCCGUUUACAGGUAUCCCGGGGGCCACAUUGGCUGCGAAGGCUGCAGCUGCAUCCGGGCUCCGUUCCCCGAGUGCUGCCGCUGGGGCGACGUUCCCCGCAGCCGCUACUCGUGGAACGGCAGCGAGGCGGCGGCCGUGGCGGCGGCUGGCGGACACCCCCUGUGCGCUUGUCGCAGGGCGCACCCCGUGUUCUCGUCCAGGAGGAAAGUCAAGUUUGCCCACAAGUCCAAGGACUCUGUGCAGCAGAAGACUGAGUUGAACGAAGACGAGGAAGAUGCUGAUCAGGAAUCCGGCGAGGGCAACCCCGACUCCGCCACCAAGUCCGACCAAGGGAGCUUCGGCGAAGUGCCCGCCAAGGAGCCCCCAUCCAACGGCCACAUUCUGGCUGAAAAUGGCUUGCUGGAAAAGCAGCAGGGGCCACCGGGACCUCCGUACGCCUGGGAGGAAUGGCGGCGAUACAUGCGGGAAAAGACUCUUCGCUCGCGCCGCAAGAGGGCGCUCUGCAUGGGCGUCAUCGCGCUGUCCAUCAUACUGUUCGUGGGCAUCUCAGUAUCCCUGGGCCUCGCAUACUUGCGCAGGAAGUUCUGAAGCACCGCCAGUGCGCAGAAUCCGGACCAGUCGAGGGAUAUACAUGGCCGCUGCGCUGGCGUUUCUGCGGAGCACGUCCCCUCAGUUCGACCGCGGCGCUUACGGCCAAGCCCAUCGUGGUACACGAGUUCAAUGCACAGCAUUUAUGCUCUUCCAUAAGGUGGAAGUAAAAGACAACGCGGGAAAAUGUUUGAGAUAGCAAGAUGACAGUACUUAAGAUCGCAUGUCAUCCGCAGGUUCCGGCUCAUCGAGCGUACUGAAUCGGCUUGAUGCACAGCACGUCAAGAGCUGGACUUCCACAAUCUAUCAAUAACGUAUCGCGGAUGAAAUUGUGAGCCUAUCUUGAUUGGUUUCCUUGUUAUAGUUUCGUGUAGAAAUUAGUCAAAUUGAUUACUGAGCACUGCGCUUACUGGCUGUCACUUUGAUUCCAAAAGCCUAGAAACGCUUUUAAUUUCCGAAUUUUUAGGCAUAAAAAUCUAACGCUGCUCUUUACAAGUCUCGAUGUGCGAGUAGUCUAUUUGGAAUGUGCAAAGCACACCCGCUUAUUUGCUCUGCGCGAGAGAUACAGACACACUUUGCCAACAAGAGAAUCUGGAUGUAAUACCUUGUAGGGAGCCUUGUAAUACCAUUACCAGAAAUGCACCGCAACACAAGCAGCUACUGCCUAGGAUUGUAACAGUGUGCAACCCCGCUAGCCGCAAAAUUAGGUUAACGUACUGUCUAAUCACAGAAAGAAUCCGCGACGAUGGCAGUGUUCUCGGCCAAUCGUGCAUCCUGCCAAACGACGAGGGAGCAAGGACUCAUCGCGGAGACGCAAGCAACGUGCGCCUCGACCCCAAUACGCGCGGUCUCCGAGGUCGUCGGACUGCGCGGCCAUAGUUGGCGACCAUCGGUGCACACGGACCAGGCCGCCAGGGGAGGAUGGACGCAGCGCUCGUUACCGCGUUACCGUGUGUGUGUUUCAAGACAUAUGCGCCGCCUCCUUCGAAAGCCAUCGUGCAGCGUGCAAAGCCGCCGACGCUCCCUGCGAUACCCCAGGCCGAACUGCGUGUGGAAGUCAUUCUUUUUUCCCCUCUCUCCUUUCUCACAAAAAAAGACACUAACAAGUGCGUACAUGCGUUUCCAAUAGUGGACCGCUUUCAGCCAAGAGCCCUUAAAAGCGGCGGAUCGAAUGCACGCCGUUGUGUUUCUUUCUUUCUUUGUUGAUCUUUUCAUAUAUUAUAUCUCAAAUGGCCCUCAUUGAGGGGCACUGCGUACGGGGGAUGGGCUUAUUUCUAUAAGUCCACUCACUAUGUAGCUAGAACUUAGGUGGAUCACUUCGUGGCAAUUGAUCAAACGUGGUUAUGAGGUGAUGUCAUCAUAAUAUUAAGUCAAGCGGAAGCGAAAGAAAAUCAAGAAAUGAAAUUGUGUAGCCAAGUUCUGAUCAUCAACCAAGAGGUUUGGUUCCGUCAUCGUUUUACUACGUAUCCUAUUUGUGCCAGUCCGGCCAGAGAAACCCUGCAGUAAGCUGUUGAAUGCGCAGAAGAAAGGCGUGUUGUUAGACUUUUCAUCAUACUUGGCGCAGAAUGGGCGAGAUUGUUUGCGGUACACGCAGCUGUCAUCGACUUUCAUAACGAGGGAAAUCUGACAAAAACUGUGUGUCGACUUUCCCAGCUAGCCUUGUAGCUAUCGAAGUAUAAUGUGUCACGGAUUGCUGCGCAUUGGGAAGUAGCGCCUGCUGCUCGGAAAUGUAUUCAAGAACCAUCCAUAUACUUACUUGUUGCGCACUGCCAGAGAGUGUUGAAACUGUCAGUGCUGAAAACGUGGCGCAAACACGCCAUUGCUAGCACCAACCGGUGUUAGCAGGGACACGCAACUUCUAGAAGUGUUCGCUUCUUUUACAGCCCUGCGUUGUGGAUAUUGUCUCAUUAUCAUGGCCGUCUUGUAAGACCCUCGUAUCACGACUCGACCACGAGAAUUGAUUGUGCGUCUGCGCUAGGCUGCUUGUGGUUUCUGCGUGCUUGCAGGAAACGAACAAAUGACCUCUUUAGCCAGGUUCCUGAGUUUUCGCGUUAUUUAUAUGUACUCAGCCUUCAAACAAAUGUGCUGGCGCCCUGUCGGACACUGGAGAAGUCAGUUGUGCAUGGUUACCCGAGCGCCCGUAUAGGGGCUACACACGUAGGUUCAAUUAUGGAUGCCUAAUGACGCCUGUAAUCAACAACCUGCUGGGAUGAUCCUCGAUCGUCAGUUGAACUGAGGACUGCUAGUACGGCUGACUAUGUAGAAAUUUUCACGGCUAAACUCCACUUGCGUCACAACUUCUCCGGGUAAAGGAGGACAAUAAGUGCCAACGAUAUGUGUAUUAUAAGAGACUCGAUUUGGAGUGCGCUUCUGAAUGGCUUGACUAUAUUUUGUCUGCUUUUCUAGAGCGCACCUUGUCUUUGUCAGCUCCACAUCGAGGCAGGCGUAACUAUGAAGAAAAUAACAGACUGAAAAACUUAAAGGAAAGGGACCACUCAAUAUUCUAAGUGACAUGCAGUGAACAUGUACGACUGUUUUUUUGCGACCACUUGUGUCAGUCACUAUAUGGGGUUACCGACGCUCCGAGCUACUAGCGUAGUCACUAGUCCAAGAAGAUGUUAUUACAGGCACACUGUAAGAAGCAUUCAAUGCCUCUGUGCCUGCAGGGUAUAGUUUCGUCCAAGAGUUUUAACUGGUUACUUAUUGUGUUGAAUUUUAAUUUGUUGGUACAGUAAUUAUAACUUGAGACGCCUAUACCAGGAAUAUAUGUCUGCCAUGCUGCAGAGUUGUUGCUAUCGGUGUGCUUUGUGAGAUGAAAUAAAAUUUUUCUCGCCGUUUUUACAGAA